This is a messenger RNA of Gekko japonicus, 2187 nucleotides long. It is a transcript of the gene SLC5A8, whose product is annotated as solute carrier family 5 (sodium/monocarboxylate cotransporter), member 8. The transcript has 16 exons. Gene Ontology annotation, molecular function: organic acid:sodium symporter activity. The coding region runs from base 1 to 1797 and encodes 598 amino acids. Gene Ontology annotation, cellular component: membrane. Gene Ontology annotation, biological process: sodium ion transport; propanoate transmembrane transport. Lineage: Eukaryota; Metazoa; Chordata; Lepidosauria; Squamata; Gekkonidae. The record is from RefSeq and is a predicted model, not a curated record.
AUGUCGACGAUUCACCCGCCAUCGAAGACAGUGUCGGCGACUGAGCAUUUCCGCCCAGUAGAUUAUUUGGUCUUCACGGCCAUGUUGGUCAUCUCCGCGUUCAUCGGCAUGUACUACGCCUACAAGGGAGUCCACAAAUCCCACAAGGACUACCUGAUGGGCGGCCGCCAGCUCACCUGUGUGCCCGUGGCGCUCUCCCUGACGGCCAGCUUCAUGUCGGCGGUGACGGUGCUGGGCACCCCAGCCGAGGUCUAUCGCUAUGGGGCCAUGUUCGGUCUCUUUGCGAUCUCCUACGUCCUGAUGGUGGUUAUCACGGCUGAAGUCUACCUGCCCAUCUACUACCGGCUGCAGCUCACCAGCGCCUACGAGUAUUUGGAGCUUCGGUUUAAUAGAUUCGUGCGUCUGACAGGAACAAUGAUGUUUAUGAUACUAACGAUAUUAUAUACAGGAAUUGUUAUAUAUACUCCAUCCCUGGCUCUUAAUCAAGUUACAGGAUUUGAUUUGUGGGGAUCUGUUAUUGCAACAGGACUAGUCUGUACUUUCUAUUGCACACUGGGUGGUCUAAAGGCAGUAGUCUGGACAGAUGUUUUCCAGUUUACACUGAUGAUAGCUGGGUUUCUAACAGUGAUUAUACGGACUGCGAUAAUUAAAGGAGGAGUCGGAAAUGUUCUAAAUGAUGCCCACGAAGGAGGAAGACUGAGGAUAUGGGACUUUAACCCAAGUCCUAUGCAAAGACAUACUUUCUGGACACUCAUUGUUGGUGGUACUUUCACUUGGCUUGGCAUAUAUGGAGUCAAUCAGUCUCAAGUUCAACGAUACCUUGCUUGCAAAACAAAAGUUCAUGCAAAACUUGCUCUCUACUUAAACCUUGUGGGUCUCUGGAUAGUUAUCUCUUCUGCAGUGAUGAGUGGACUCUCAAUGUACUCUGUAUAUAAGGAUUGCGACCCGAUGACUAUGGGGCUUGUGAAGAGACCAGAUCAGCUCAUGCCAUACUUGGUAUUGGACAUUUUGGGAGAUUUUCCAGGAGUUCCAGGACUCUUUGUGGCUGGGACCUAUAGUGGGACGUUAAGUACAGUGUCUUCCAGCAUCAAUGCAUUAGCUGCUGUAACUGUGGAGGACAUUGUCAAACCUCAUUUCAGAGCACUGACUGAUGCCCAGUUAGCAUGGACAUCCGUGGCAAUGAAUUCUCUACCCUUCACCUUUCCAGUUUAUGGAUAUAUUCUGUUUGGUGCGGUAUGCCUUAUCAUGGCUGGACUAGCAUCUUUUAUGGGCGGCCUGCUGCAGGCUGCACUCAGCAUUUUUGGAAUAGUAGGUGGACCUCUCUUUGGAUUAUUCUCUUUGGGUAUCCUUUUUCCUUUUGGGAAUGCUAAAGGUGCAGUUUCAGGUCUUAUUAGUGGCUUUAUUGUAGGACUGUGGCUUGGAGUUGGCUCCCACUUUUACCGUCCACCUCCUCACAGAACUAUGGAACUAGCCUAUUCAACUGCAGGGUGUGUAGAAUUCAACUUGACAACAACUACACAAUUUACUACUCUUCUAACGACUCCAACACCUUCAAGAACUCACAUUCAUGAUAAUUGGUACUCCAUGUCCUAUCUAUACUUCAGCACGAUGGCAUCACUGUUCACAGUCGUUGUGGGAGUAAUUGUGAGCUUAUCAACAGGAGGAUUAAAUCAAGAGGUGGACCCUAGACUUUUAUUUGGCAAAGAGGAGCUGAUGUCCAACUAUAUGUACUUGAAAGCUAAGUUUGGAGCACCAGUUGAAAAGAUUCAUCCAACAGAGGAGGAAAGUCCUGAAUAAGGUUGGUUGAACCAGCGAUCCAGAUUCAUUGCUGUAGGAAGCAUUCUGCUACACUGCAUGUCAUCAAAAACUCGAGCAUUCCUAGAAACAACAUUUCUAAAUGAACUGCAUUGAAUGCUACCGUACAUGAUACUGAGAAACAUUUGCAUAUUUAAAAAAAAAACUGAAUAAGGGAAAUCUCCCCCCCCAAUAAAUAAAUUUUGAAACAGUCAGUUUGAUAAAUAUAUGUAGAUUGGAGAAAAUUGCCCCAUUUCACUAAUGCAUAAACAAGAGCUCAUCAAAAAGCAGCAAACUGAUAAAUUUUGGUAUAUAUAUUUGUAGCCAUCUCUUUAAUUGAUUGAGGAAUAUUAAAGAUGGUUUUGUUUAAAUGUUUGGCACAUCUGAACAGAA